Molecule: messenger RNA, 2277 nt
Organism: Penicillium lagena
Lineage: Eukaryota; Fungi; Ascomycota; Eurotiomycetes; Eurotiales; Aspergillaceae
Exons: 3
Coding region: 1-2277 (758 amino acids)
Biological process (GO): DNA-templated transcription; regulation of DNA-templated transcription
Molecular function (GO): DNA-binding transcription factor activity, RNA polymerase II-specific; DNA binding; zinc ion binding
Source: RefSeq, a predicted model, not a curated record
AUGGAUGACAUUUAUUUUCCCUCGCCCUUUCAAGAUGAUGUUUUCGAGUUCUCCGCCGUCGAGUCCACUUCAACUGGUUCUAGCCAGCCAGCCACAAGGAACCGAGGGCUUCCAGUUAACUUUCCUGCCUAUGAAGAUUCGAGUGCUUCUCGCGGUGACAUAGGCAGCGUCAACUCCAAUAGACCGUCGAAUAGGAAACUUCCUAUCCCCCGAGUUUCAUCGCCUUACCACUUUACUAGCGGUGGACGGGUCAGCCGAGCGUGUGGAAACUGUCGCGAGCAGAAAGCCAAAUGUAGCGGACACGAACCAGCUUGCCAUCGAUGCCAGGAUGAUGGCCUGCAGUGCUCCUACAGCGAACGAAAGCGCGAGAGAGUAAACAAGUAUGUUUCGUGUCAUGGUACUGUGGCCUUUCUCACACCACACAGGCAAAUAGCCGAUCUGACCUCCCGAGUUCAAAUAUAUGAGACUCUCCUACACACCCUCUAUCCUCGACUAGACCCUCCAUCUGCACAGCAUGUCGAUCAAACUUUACACACUCUUUCUAGUCAAGAGACGCCCUGUGGCCCUCAGGCCGCAGCCAGACCCGUCCCUUUGCUCGGUAAUUUGGCUUUCGGCGAAGAAGAAUUAAGCCACAGUAAUAUUGUGCAGUCGAUUGGGAUCAUAGGCCAGCUAUCAGGGAUGGCCUGGCUGUACCGACUCAAAUGUCAUAUCCACCAGAACAGUUCAAAGAUUGCAGGGGAUCAUCCGGACUGGCCUUCCAUCUCCUCUGUGAACUAUUUCCUAGAUGAUACUGAAUUUCUGAUGUCAGCUGAAGUGGAUCUCUCCUGGUGGCCCCCACAGACAACUGCUGCUCAGCUUGUCCAUCUCUAUUUCCAAACCGUGCAUCCCGCUUUUCCUGUUCUUGGCAAGCCAGUUUUUCUGGACCAAUACCAAAGAUUCUAUUCGAGCCCAAAUGCGCAACCUGGAAAACGAUGGCUGGCUUUGCUGAACCUCAUUUUUGCACUCGCUGCAAGACACUCAACAAUAGUGAACUGUCAGACCUCUUGCGACAACAAUGACUGUUCGACGUAUUUCUCUAGGGCAUGGCGACUUAGUACAGGUAGUUCUGCGCCGAUAGACCAUCCAGACUUGCAGCAGGUACAAAUUGAAGGCCUAACAGCCAUGUACCUUCUCUCUGUGGGCCAUGUGAACCGGUCAUGGCGAGCUAUCGGUAAUGCUAUUCGAUCGGCUAUCACGAUGGGUCUUAAUCUCCGUAUUAGCACCUCCCGUAUUAGUCAACAAUCAAAAGAGACCAGGUACCGACUAUGGUGGGCUCUCUUCGUGCUAGAGACAGAUCUAUGCGUGAUGACUGGACGUCCACCUAGCACGAAUAGGACCGACUGUGCAACGCCACUUCCAGCCUCCUUUCAACAAGAUAACUGGGAUACUAGUAGUGUUCCAAAACGUUCGGUGGAUCCAGAAGCUCGGAACACUAUUAUAAAUCCUAUUCCGUCAAAUGGUUGGAGGGCUUCCCUAGGGGGGGACAUGGUGAUCGCUAUGAAGCAGUCAAAACUAAGCGAAAAAACGCAAUUCAAAGCGCUCGAGCAGGAGCUAGCUGAGAUUCCUACGCCUAACACCUCGCUCUACUUCUCUUUCUUGGUGGACUUGACGUUCAUUAUGCGAGAGGCUAUUGCCAUCUUGUAUGCCCCAGCCGCAGCUCAACGAUCAUGGCACAAUAUUGAAACAGCCGCCGCUGCCCUCUCUGAGAAUGCCGACCGUUUUCUUUCCCGUCUGCCAUGGGAUUUACAAUUCACGAAUUAUUGUCUAAACCAACCUUUCAUUCGUCAACGCGUCAGCCUGGCUUUCUACUUCUACUCCACGAAACUCAUCAUUUCUCUUCCUUGCUUCUGCCACAUGGCCUACUCGCCGCGAAACACGGAAUCACUCGGUCCUGUAUGCGGUACCCUAGCCACCCAAUGCGUUGAUGUGGCGGGCCAAAUGCUCAACGUUCUCCCUGACUCGUUGGACAUGACUCAGCUAUAUGGCUUCCCCCCGUGGUGGGGUGUUUUCCAUCAUGUGAUGCAGUCUAAGGUCGUUCUUCUGGUUUACUUAUGUACUCAGAACCAUUUAAACAGUGAAGAGAUCAACAAAAUUUCGGAGACAGUCAAGAAGGCUGCGCAGUGGCUGAAGAAAAUGUCUUCACAUGAUCCAUCAUCGAGCCGGGCUUUACGUAUCUGUCAAGACCUGAUCUCCCGGCAUGUUCCGGAACUUGGGCUGAUACUUAGUCUCGAGGGCUGA